Messenger RNA from Hemibagrus wyckioides, 4177 nucleotides. RefSeq names its product oxysterol-binding protein-related protein 2. NCBI's taxonomy places the organism in Eukaryota, Metazoa, Chordata, Actinopteri, Siluriformes, Bagridae. Gene Ontology annotation, cellular component: membrane; intracellular membrane-bounded organelle; cytosol. Gene Ontology annotation, molecular function: protein binding; cholesterol binding. The record is from RefSeq and is a predicted model, not a curated record.
UGUAGUCUUUUGGCCUGCUGUGAAGUUCUGCGUAGUUCUCAUUAGACUGGGAUUUUGAAUAUCUAUGAUUUUUGAUUGCUGGAAACCCGGAACUUUGUCCGAGCCGACUUGUGAUACAGACUGAAGAUACAGCCAAAUGGAUCAAGCUCACAGUCAUGCUUUUUCAGACAAAACCAAGUUUAAUGGUGGCUGGACGACGCUUCACCUGGCUAGUUACUUUGGCCAGAAAGAUAUUGUUGAAGAACUGUUAAAGAAAGGAGUGGAUGUGAACACGCAGAAUAAUGACGGUGACACGGCUCUACACGUUGCAGCCCUCUGUGGAAGACAGGAGGUUGUUCUGCUCUUGUUACGGUACGGUGCAUGUGCCACACUACUCAACGGAUGUGCUCAGACCCCCAGGGAUAUCACUGACGAUGAUGAAGUCAUUACUAUGCUGGAAGCUGCAGAAAGAAGAGAGGGCAGGAAAAAUGAGGAGAGACUUUUGGAUGCAGCGAGAGAUGGAGAUUGUGGGGUUGUAGCUCAGUUGCUCAGCAAGAACAGACCUCCAGACGUGAACUGCAGGGACUCACAUGGGGACACGGCAUUGCACAUCGCAGCCAGCAGGGGGCACAAGGAGUGUGUGGAGGUGCUGGUGAAGAGCGGAGCCAGUUUUAGUGCAAUGAACAGAAACGGCCAGUCUGUGUUAGACGUCGCCAAAGACGAUCAAAUGAGAUCCUUUCUGGAGAAAUGUCAAGAAAAUGCUAUCACGGCAAGAAGGUUUGAAGGACGCCUAUGGAAGAAGUCUGAUUUUCUGAGCUGGAACUCGCACUGGGUUGUUCUGGAGAAUGGCUCUGUGAGCUGGUACUGUAACCAGUCUGACGCAGCGUGUGGAGAUCGUAGGCAAGGUUAUAAGCCUCUUAUGAAGGCUCAGUGUGUGGUAAAAUCCUGGGAUAAAUACUUUUUCACGCUGGAGUGCUGUGACAGCAGUGUGCAUCACUUUAAAGUGCCCUCCAGAUGCACUGAACCCGAAAUCAUCAGGAAAAAAUGGGUGGAUGCCAUCGAGGAGCAUGCGGUGUAUAGCGCCCUUUGUGGAAACCCAGACAAAACACCUGCACAGGAAGGAGAAAAGGAAGUAGCUGGAGAAGCAAUGGACCUGGGAGAUUUUCUGUCACAUUCACUUCAGGCUGCUGAAAGUUACCAGAGGAUGCUGGAGUCUCAGGUGGCCAUGUUUGUCUCUAUGGUCCAGAAUGAGGGCAACAACGAUAUAACAGUUCCUGAGCUCUUCAAGGCCAGAGAGAUAUGCGAGCUGUGCAGUGAGACCAGCUCAGUGUUGAGACACUGUGUGGAUCUGCUGUCCCAGCGUGAAGAGGUGUGGAGUGUGAAGUUAGAACAGGAAGUCGAAAGAAACAGGCUUCUGUCUGAGGCUCUGCAGAAGUUGGCGACGGAGCAUCACCAGCUCAAGGAGAAUCUUUCUACCGGCAGAAAGUCCCCGACUCUGAGCGCGCUCACUGAGGAUGAAUUUUACGACGCUCUCUCUGAGUGGGACAGCAUUGUGACAGGACGUGGUGUUAGUGUCCUCCGGUUUAACCGACUGCUGCUGUGCGGCUCGUCUACACGCAAAAGAAGCUCACGCUCCUGCCAGCAUGUCUGGGGAGGAGAACCAUGGAGAAAGACCCACCAUAAUGGUGUGAAGAAACACAGGACGUCUCUUCCUGCUCCGAUGUUCUCAAGAAAUGACGUGAGCAUCUGGAGCAUCCUCAAGAAAUGCAUUGGGAUGGAACUAUCGAAAAUCGCCAUGCCGGUCAUCUUCAAUGAGCCUCUGAGCUUCCUGCAGCGCCUCACAGAAUAUAUGGAGCAUACGUAUCUCAUCCAGCAAGCCAACGCCUCCACAGACUCCAUCCAGAGGAUGAAGUGUGUAGCUGCAUUUGCAGUCUCUGCUGUGGCAUCACAGUGGGAGAGGACCGGAAAGCCCUUUAACCCACUGCUGGGAGAAACAUAUGAGCUAAUCAGAGAGGAUCUGGGCUUUCGAUGGAUGUCAGAGCAGGUGAGCCACCACCCUCCCGUUAGUGCAUUCCAUGCUGAAGGCCUAAAUGAUGACUUCGUGUUUCAUGGCUCCAUCUACCCUAAACUCAAGUUCUGGGGAAAGAGUGUGGAGGCAGAGCCUCGCGGAAUCAUCACUCUGGAGCUCCCCAAACACAAGGAAGCAUACACUUGGACCAAUCCUACAUGCUGUGUCCAUAACAUCAUCGUGGGUCAGCUGUGGAUCGAACAAUACGGCAAUGUGGAGGUUAUUAACCAUAAAACUGGCGAAAAGUGCAGCUUGACAUUCAAGUCAUGUGGCCUCUUCGGCAAAGAGCUACACAAAGUGGAGGGGUACAUAUUUGAUAAAAGCAAAAAGAAAAUCUGUGCCAUUUACGGAAAGUGGACUGAAUGUCUGUACACAGUGGAUCCAGCUGCGUUUGACCUUCACAAAAAAACAGAUAAGAAAACUUCUGAGGAAAAGAAAGGCAGUAAGCAGAGCAGUGUGGAUGAGGAGGCUGAGGAGAUGCCCCCUCCUGAAGCCGAGACUGUGCAGGUCAUCCCGGGCAGUGAACUCGUCUGGAGGAUAUCCCCAAGACCUGAAAACUCAGCUCAGUAUUACGCCUUCUCCACAUUCGCUAUGCAACUGAAUGAGCUGGAAGAAGACAUGAAGGAGAAUCUCCCCAUUACAGACUGUCGCCUCCGGCCUGACAUCCGUGCUCUGGAGAACGGAGACAUAGAUUUGGCCAGCACUGAGAAGAAGAGAGUGGAGGAAAAACAGAGAGUGGCGAGGAAAAACCGCUCCAAAUCCAAUGACGAGUGGAAGACGAGGUGGUUCCAGCAAGGACUAAACCCACACAACGGAGGACAGGACUGGCUUUACUCUGGUGGCUACUGGAGCAGGAACUACUCCCAGCUCCCUGAUAUAUACUAACCUCAAACCCUCAGAACCUCCUCCCAGGAAGUGACUGCUGAAGAGAAACCAUGCAUGUUCACUAUUAACUUCAGUUCAUGCAGAGUGUCAGUUAUUUAUACAGCCGGAAGCUGGAUUUUAUGUUUACCACCAUCUUAAAAACACUCAAGCAUGAGGAGAUGGAACAUGGCAGUUAUUCUUAAAUAUGCAGUGUGUGAGGUGAAGUUUGUUUGUCCAGAGAACUUUAAAUCAUUCAUAUAGAUAUUAUAGAGUUUUACGUUUCGAUAGAUGUAGCGAGGAUCUUUGUAAAUAUAUAUAUAAAAAACAAAAAUAGGAUUCUAGAUGAUUAUCUGUCGAGACUUGAAUUCGCUGAAUGAAACAAACAUAGUCUUUCUUUAGGUGGUUAAAACUUACCUCAUAAUCUUUAGUAGCAUCUUAAAUCUGUUGUGAAUAAAAACAAAUGUUACAGUAAGUUUAUGAAAGUCUAGUUUUGCAGACAUCAGCUACAAUUAAUCCUUGGUUAAACAGAUAAAUAAAUCUGUUUAGCGAAGUGUUAUGUUCAAUAGGAGAUUAAAACGAAGCGUUUUGUUUGUAUGAACAUUAUUUAAUUCAUUAUAUCUUGUUUGUGGCUAUUGAGAACCUUUUUGGACGUAGAAAUGGCGGGGAAAAAAAACGUGUUUAGCUAGGCGACUGACCAAUCGGAUAUCGUUUGGAAUGGGUGUUUUUGGGUUGUUGUGGAUUUACGAGUGAAAUUCAAACAUUUUUACAACCUACAGAAACGCAGUCAGGUUUUCGACACCGAACUCUCAUCACAACAAAAGCGAUCAUCACGUAAUGAUAAUUCUAUAUAACUACGAAUUCAACUAAUCAUAAAUUUCAUAUUUCUCAAACACAUAAAACCAAAAGCACAAAUCUAAUCAACUAUGCAACCUUUUUUCGAUUGAACUUGAUUCAUUCUGGGAAACUGAGUUGACUCGUUAGCUGCGGGUUCCUUCGUAGCAGCGUAGUGAUAUUUACAACAGGAAACACCUAGAUAUGACUGGGUUAAGUAUAAAAUAUUUAUUUCAGGUACUCCUUUCUUUCCAGGUCUGUCACGAAUACCAACGAUGCCCUCUGUAAAAUGUGACACAACAGUAAACCCAGCAGGAGAGAAUUGUAAAGUACACGUUUUUAACUGUAUGAUAAAUCCUUGAAUAUGAGUAUAAAAGAACAGAAAAGACAAAUUUGUUUGUAUAUUGCUGCUAAAUAAAGACUUACGCUUCCCUA